Oncorhynchus masou masou (cherry salmon) is the source of this 764-nucleotide messenger RNA. RefSeq names its product glutamate receptor ionotropic, NMDA 2C-like. The record is from RefSeq and is a predicted model, not a curated record. NCBI's taxonomy places the organism in Eukaryota, Metazoa, Chordata, Actinopteri, Salmoniformes, Salmonidae. The transcript has 5 exons. Bases 264 to 764 code for a protein of 166 amino acids.
UCCAUAUGCUGGCACUCUCCCGUUGAGAUGUGCUCUCUCCUUCACGAGAGCAUGCCACCACCUCACGCACACACUUUCAUACACACACACACGCUCUCUCACACACGUACACACACAGUUUGAACACACACUCCUCCUUGCUGAAAGAGGAUAGAGGGAAGUGAGAGACAAGCGAAAGGAGAGAGAAGACAAAGCAGGAGAAGAAGAAAAAGGGAGAGUGCACCUAGAGAAAGAUGAAACAGCACAGGCAGUAAGGUGCUGACAUGGCUGCUCCUCCAGGACAGCCACCUUCUUCUUCUCCGCGAUAUCCUCCUCUUUUCCUCCUCUUCCUCCUCCUCUUCCUCUCCUCCCUUCCUCCCCUCCUCUCCCGCCCUCUCAUCCCUCAUCCCUCUAUUAACGUGGCGGUGGUGUUCUGUGGCUCUGCUUACCAGAAUGAGGUCAGGGGUCAUUUGAGCAGAGAGGACUUCGCUGACCUUCCCCUAGAGGUGAACCCGGUCACUGUUCUGGUUAACGACACCAACCCUCGUGCCCUGCUGACACGUCUCUGUGAAACCAUGGCGACAGAGAAACUGCAUGGGGUCGUGUUCGAAGACGAUGUGGGAUCAGGAGCUGGACCUCAGGUGGCAGAAGUGGCUCAGAUCCUAGACUUCCUGUCGACUCAGACAGCUCUGCCCAUCGUUGGCAUCAGUGGAGGAUCUACCGUUGUCAUACCUCACAAGAGGGUCCCUGGUUCACGCCCCGGUAUGGGCGAGGGGACGGUGUAA